This is a messenger RNA of Haemorhous mexicanus (house finch), 5503 nucleotides long. RefSeq names its product ubiquitin specific peptidase 19 (gene USP19). The transcript has 27 exons. Gene Ontology annotation, molecular function: cysteine-type deubiquitinase activity. Gene Ontology annotation, biological process: protein deubiquitination. The record is from RefSeq and is a predicted model, not a curated record. Bases 345 to 4592 code for a protein of 1415 amino acids. NCBI's taxonomy places the organism in Eukaryota, Metazoa, Chordata, Aves, Passeriformes, Fringillidae.
CGUGCCCGGCGGUUCCCGGAAGUGCGUCACAGGCUCGGGCCUGUCUCCGUUGUCGGCCCGCUCGGAACUUCGGCGCGGCACAAACAGACCGGAGCGGCGGGCGGGGCCGUUUUUAAUGCGUGCCACAUACUGAAGACCCCUGAUUGUAUGUUGGGAGCUCUGACAAGCCCAUGCUUUUGGCAGUAAGCAUUGUAGCAGCUGUGAUGAGGCCAUUACUUCCUUGCCAGAGAGUUUGACCACAGAGAGUCGCCAAGAUAGCUGGGCCAGGAAGAAAACGUCGCACCCCUGACCCAGACUCCAUUACCGACCCCGGCGGGCUGUUUGUGUCCUCCAAACGGCUGAAAAUGUCCAGCAGCACAAAUGCCCCUGGCCAGAGGAGAGCGUCUCGGGGCUUGGAUGAUGCCACCAACAAGAAGAAGCAAAAAGAUCGAGCCAAUCAGGAAAGCAAGGAAGAGCUGCUGCUGGACUGGAAGCAGAAUGCCGAUGAGAUCAUUAUCAAGUUGAAUUUGGGCACUGGAGCUCUGAAGGCAGAGGAUGUACGUGCUGAUUUCACUGACACGGACUGUGUGGUCAGACUACCAGAUGGGCGCCAGUGGAGCUGUCAGUUCUAUGAGGAGAUCGAGGGCUCCUGCAGCAAGAUCCAGUGCAAGAAGGGCAACUUUCUACAGCUUGUGCUGCAGAAGAAGAUCCCACUCCAUAACUGGUCUUCACUUCUGAAGAAAAGGAAAGACGGAUCCAAAGAAGUGGCCAAAGGGGCUGCAUGCUGGGAGAACGGGAAGGAGAAGGCUGCUUCUGCAGAGUUGACCCCUGAAGAGCCAAGGGCUGAAGGCACAGAGCCACCAAGAUCCCGGCAGGAGCCCUCCAACCCCAAGCGUGCUCCGGGAAGAAGCGAGGUCCUGGGAGGAAAAAGCCCAGCCAGUCCAGGGACACAGAGUGGCCCCAGUGCCAAGCGGGCAGUAUACCUCAAAGUAGCUCCCACAGAAGAGGAGCCGAAUGCCAGGGUCACCGGGAGCACAGAGCCCAGCAAAGGGCACGGCGGGAGGGCCGGCAGCCGCCGCAAUGGCAGAGCCAGCCAGGUUGAUGCACCUGCAGCCCUUGCAGACCUUGCAUUGCCGCUCGAGAAGGCUGUGGUUUUGGCCAAAGAGACUGUUCCUGUGGAGAUGCCACCUCUCGCGGCUACCACAGAGGUGCUCCCGCACCGUGUUGCCACCUGUGUUGAGAAGAGAGUCCUGCAGCCAGGCAGCCCUACUGAGGCCUUGCGGAGCCGGGACUGCCUGCCCAUCCUGGGAGAGAGCUCUAAGGCCAUCCCAGUGGCCACCCCUCCCUUGGGCAGAGAUGGUGAGAAGAGGGACUGGUCCAAGGAUGACGUGGCUCUGGAAGCAGCAGCUGAUGAGCCAGAGCCUUUUGUAAGCCUGACCUUUGUCAAGAAUGACUCAUAUGAGAAGGGCAAUGAUCUGGUGGUGGUGCAUGUCUAUGUGAAGGAGAUCCACAAGGAGACAUCCAAGGUGUUGUUCCGGGAACAAGACUUCACACUAGUGUUCCAGACAAGUGAUACGAACUUCCUUCGUCUCCAUCCUGGCUGUGGGCCCCACACGGUGUUCCGGUGGCAGGUGAAGCUCAGGAACCUUAUUGAGCCGGACCAGUGCACGUACAACUUCACGGUGUCUCGCAUUGAUGUCUGCCUGAAGAAACGCCAGAGCCAGCGCUGGGGGGGGCUGGAGGCUCCAGCCACACGAGGUGCAGUGGGUGGUGCAAAGGUUGCCAUGCCUACAGGCCCUACCCCUCUGGAUAAGAACCCUCCGGGCAGUAACCAGCACCCCCUCUCCAGCAAGGAAGAGGCCCGAACCAGUGACAAAGAGAAGCCACGUGUGGAAGAUGGGGCUCUGGAUGGUGUGGCAGCCCGUACGGCCCCAGAGCACUUGGCAGUGAAGCAAGAGCCACACAUUCCUUCGCCCAAACCAACAUGUAUGGUGCCACCGAUGACACAUAGCCCAGUGAGUGCCGAGAGCGUGGAGGAUGAUGAGGAUGAGGAUGAGAAGAAGAAGGUCUGCCUGCCUGGCUUCACAGGUCUGGUGAACCUGGGCAACACCUGCUUCAUGAACAGUGUCAUCCAGUCCCUGUCCAACACCCGGGAGCUGCGUGACUACUUCCAUGAUCGGUCCUUUGAGUCAGAAAUCAAUUAUAACAACCCGCUGGGGACAGGUGGACGCCUGGCCAUCGGCUUUGCCAUGCUGCUCAGAGCACUGUGGAAGGGCACACACCAUGCCUUCCAGCCCUCUAAACUGAAGGCAAUUGUGGCCAGCAAGGCCAGCCAGUUCACUGGCUAUGCCCAGCAUGAUGCUCAGGAGUUCAUGGCCUUCCUGCUUGAUGGCCUGCACGAGGACCUCAACCGCAUCCAGAACAAGCCCUACACAGAGACUGUUGACUCGGAUGGGAGGCCUGAUGAGGUGGUAGCUGAGGAGGCUUGGCAACGACACAAGAUGAGGAAUGACUCAUUCAUAGUAGACCUCUUUCAGGGCCAGUACAAAUCCAAGCUUGUCUGCCCGAUGUGCUCCAAGGUGUCUAUUACCUUUGACCCCUUCCUGUACCUCCCCGUGCCCCUCCCACAGAAGCAAAAGGUGCUGACUGUCUACUACUUUGCAAAGGAGCCACACAAGAAACCCAUCAAGUUCCUCGUGAGUAUCAGCAAGGAGAACUCCAGUGCCAUGGAGGUACUUGACUCAGUUGCCCACAGUGUGCGUGUGAAACCAGAGAACCUGCGCCUGGCAGAGGUGAUCAAGAAUCAUUUCCACCGCAUGUUCCUGCCGUCAAACUCACUAGACACAGUCUCACCAACGGACCUGCUGCUUUGCUUUGAGGUGCUGUCCCCAGAGCUGGCCAAGGAGCGUGUGGUGGAGCUUCAGGUCCAGCAGCGUCCACAGGUGCCCAGUGGCCCUGUCGCCAAGUGUGCAGCCUGCCAGAAGAAGCAGCUGCCAGAGGAUGAGAAGCUCAAGCGCUGCACGAGGUGCUAUCGAGUUGGUUACUGCAACGUGGCAUGUCAGAAAACACACUGGCCAGACCACAAGGCUUCGUGCCGUCCUGAGAACAUCGGUUUCCCCUUCCUCAUCAGUGUGCCUGAGUCCCGCCUCACCUACGCCCGCCUGGCCCAGCUGCUGGAGGGUUACGCAAGGUACUCAGUCAGCGUGUUCCAGCCUCCGUUCCAGUUGGGCCGGAUGUCACCAGAGCAGGGGCUGCAGCCUCUGCACUCGGACAAGCUGGAGCCCCUGCCCAAGAGCAGCUGUGCAGCAGCCACCUCUGCCCCCGAGCAGGGAGAUGGGGACAGGGUUUCCAGUCUCCCUCAGGAGCCCCCACUCUCCCCAGCUGUGCCUGAGCUGCAGCCAGAGAUGGGGGAUACUACCACUGUCCGGAGCAAGGUCCUGACAGCUAGGAGUUCCCUCCUGAGCUUGGAUUCGGGGUUCUCUGAGCACAUGGAGUCGCAGGGUGACAGCUGCUGUGAGAAGGAGCCGUCCUAUGAGAGAGCCCUCAAGCCAGAAGCUGCCAUCCCUGGGUACCAGCACACUCCAGACUCACUGAGUGGCCGCGCCACACAGUUCUACAUCACUAAGAUUGACGCUGCCAACCGAGAGCACAAGCUGGAAGAUAAAGGUGACACCCCCCUGGAUCUGACAGACGACUGCUCUCUUGCCCUGGUCUGGAAGAACAAUGAGCGCCUCAAGGAAUUCGUGUUGGUAGAAUCCAAGGAGUUGGAGUGUGUGGAGGAUCCAGGCUCGGCCAGCGAAGCAGCCCGGGCUGGCCACUUCACCCUGGAGCAGUGCCUCAAUCUCUUCACGAAGCCUGAAGUCCUGGCCCCAGAGGAAGCGUGGUACUGCCCCAAGUGCAAGCAGCACCGCGAGGCUUCCAAGCAGCUGAUGCUGUGGCGGCUGCCCAACGUCCUCAUCAUCCAGCUCAAGCGCUUCUCCUUCCGCAGCUUUAUUUGGAGGGACAAGAUCAAUGACAUGGUGGACUUCCCUGUCCGGAGUCUGGACCUGAGCAAGUUCUGCAUUGGUCGGAAGGGUGAGCAGCAGCUGCCUAUGUAUGACCUGUAUGCUGUGAUCAACCACUAUGGAGGCAUGAUUGGAGGGCACUACACAGCAUAUGCCCGCCUGCCCAACGACAAGAACAGCCAGCGCAGCGACGUGGGCUGGCGGCUCUUUGACGACAGCACAGUCACCACCGUGGAUGAGAGCCAGGUGGUGACCAGAUACGCCUAUGUCCUCUUCUACCGCCGGAGGAACUCUCCUGUGGAGAGACCCCUGCCAGGGCAUCCCUCAGACCACCGCGCCGAGCGCACCCCCUCUGCCGAAGCUGCUGCCAGCCAGGCUUCUCUGAUCUGGCAGGAACUGGAGGCUGAAGAACAAGAGCUGCAGCUUGAGGCACCCCAAAGGCCUGCAAGAAAUUCUUGGAGGCCCUGUGGCCAGAAGCGAAAUCCGGGCACCCCUCAGCACCCAGAUGAAGGCUGCGUCAGAUACUUUGUCCUGGCCACCACAGCUGCAAUUGUGGCUCUCUUCCUGAACGUCUUCUACCCACUCAUUUACCAGCCCCGCUGGAGAUAGGCCCAGGCGCGUGGCCAGCUGCGGGAGCAGGGCCGCCAGGGCACGCGCCGUCCCAGGACGCUGUGAGACGAAGACAUGAGGCAGCAGGACAGAAAUCGCUGGGAAAGACUCGCCAAGGGAAACAUGGGGCUGUCGGCUCCUGUCUGUCUGCUCUGGCAUCUCCUGUGCCAGCUGGCAGGCCUGUGUGGCCAGCCUGCUACUUUGCCAAGGCACAGCCCAGAACCAGAAGCUCCUUUGCCCUUCCUUGCUGCCCACUGGGAGUGGGGCAGGCCUCAAGGCUUUCUGCUGCUCAAGAAUGGACAUUGCUGCUGCAGUGUUGCAGGGGCCUGAGAGCCCUGUGGGCACUUCAGCUAUCUCUGCUUGCUUAGCUCCCAAGAAGGAAGUGGAGACCUGCCGGGAGGCUGCAGCAAGGGCAGGAUGCCCUGACACGGGCCCUGGAUGGCCACCUCUCUCAGCUGUGCUGCUGCCGGAACCUUGAGCUCCCCUGUGGUUGGGACUACCUACGGUCCUUGGCCAGCCCAGUCUGCCCUGCUAGCCUUCUGCUGAGCCUUCUGGUGCCAGCUGCCUGUGCGCUGGGCAGCUGAGUGUGUGUGCUGCACUCCUGUGCUGGGGCUGGACAGGCUUGUCACCGAGGGCUUGUGUGCUUCCCUGCUCAGCCCCAGACAGUGCUGGGGAGCCUGGCAAUCCAGACUGAGGUGCCCAUGGUGAGCACCUAUCUCUGUGGGUCACUGCCUCCCACCAGUCCAUGGGGCUGUGUGCUGGCAGCAUCUGGGGGAGUUGGUCUCUUCAGGGCAGCGUGGUGCAGCACCUCAUUUACGAGGAUACAGCUGCCCAUGCUGCAGGAGAGGCAUGGGGUCAGGGAGCACAGGUAUGACCAUGGUGCGUUAAUAAAGCCAGGUUUUCCAAAGAAA